UGUGUUCUAUCCAGCUCGGCUGAACUCAACCCACGGUCUGUCUCUAUGUAUAAAUGUAGUUUACUACUACAACAGCUUAGUACACUACGUUAAACAAAUCAGUUUAACAGAAUCCCCAAUUUCGCUCUUCUUAAAGUAAAACCAAAACCCUUCUCUCUGGCGCUCUCUCACUCUCUCUCUCUCUCUCUCUCUCUCUCUUCUUCGCUUCAAGUUCAGGUAAUUAUUCCACACCAAAUGUCUAUUUCUAUUCUCAACAAGAAACACUUUUCAAUCAUUCGGUGUGAUUCUAGCUUCAUAAACCGGAGGAGGCUCUGGCGUUCAUUGAAGGUCCUGUUCGGCACUUGAUUUUUUUUACUCAAGUGUCAUUCUCAUUGCAUCACAUUGUAGGGUAGUGUUCAUUUCUUGUUCCUGUGAAAACAUUGCGUUAUUGGGGAAAGGGUUUUGGGUUUUGUUGAUUAAGAGCAGAUUACACGUUAUUAUUCUUCACUGCUCGUGAGGAAAUUGUUUACUAGAUUUUCAAAGUUAUGGAACUGAGGGAGUACGUUUUGGAUUGCUUGUCGGGGAAAAAGUCGUUUCCCAUUCCUGGGGUUGGGUUUCAUCCCACAGACGUUGAGCUUGUUUUGUACUAUCUAUUGUGGAAAGCUACCAAGAAAAAAUUCCCCGUUGAACUCAUUGCAGAGGUUGAUGUAUACAAGUUUGCUCCUUGGAAACUUGCAGAUGAGUCUAUUGUGAAAGGGGAUCUGGAAUGGUACUUCUUUUGUCCAAUUGAGAAGAAAUAUUUAAGUGGGGAUAGAAGGAAUCGUACCACUGAUGUUGGGCACUGGAAAGUCACUGGAGAUCCUAGAGAUGUUAAACACAACAAUGCAUUGGUGGGCUCAAUAAAAACUUUGAUUUUUUACAAGAAAAAAGGAAAAGCACGAGGGGAACGGACCAAUUGGGUUAUGCAUGAGUAUGGACUUGAUGAUAAUUAUCGGGCUGAGAGAGGAGUUGCUCAGAGUGAACAUGUGCUUUGUAAGAUUUUCCAAAAGGAAGGUGAAGGCCCAAGAAAUAAUGCCCAAUACGGAGCACCAUUUAAGGAGGAAGACUGGAUUGAUGAUGAAGAAGUUAACCGUUCUGCUGGUUUGUCUAUCCCUGCCUCUGUGCUGCCUAAUAACCAUAGCAAUUCACUUGCUGCUGGCACCUCGCAAUUGAACAGCAUGGCAUCUGAAUCAUGUUUUUCUGAAAUUGUGCCAUCCCAGCAUGUGGUGCUUCCAUCAGUUCAAAGCAAUAAUGUUGAUUCAGAGGAGUUACCUCAGGUUUUGGGUAAUGAUGUUUUGUUUUCAACAUCAUUGGUUUCAAAUGAAGAUAAGAAAAAUAAGAAGCCCAUUCAUGAUAGAACUGCUGAAGUUGCACUCCCUGUUGAUCCUAAUUACAAAGACUUGGGAUAUCCGGCUGGACCAAGUGAGGAUGUGCACACUGGUUCUCGGUACAAUGGUCUUAAUAUAAGGGAUCUUGAUAAGCCACUGAAUAUCCAUCCUGAAGCAGGUGAACCCCAGCAUGUUCCAUUCAAUGGCCUCAAUGCUGGACACAACGAUUAUAUUGAUUCAGAGCAGUUUACCACAUCAAAAAAUACCAUUCAUGAUGGAACUGUUGAUGCUGAACUUCCUGUUGGUCCUAUUUUCGAACACUUGGAAGAUCUGGACAACAAAGCUGGACCAAGUGAGGUUGGAGAUGCUUUCCACUCUGGUUCUCUGUACGAUGGUCUUAACAUGAGGGAUCUCGAUAAGCCACUGAAUCCAGAAGCAGGUGAAUCUCAGCACUUUCCGGCCAAUUCUUUUGGUGCUCCUGAGGUCUUAUAUGUGCCACAUCAGUCUUAUCCGUGGCCAGAUUUACCUUGUGAAAUUGAGAAUGUCAGUCACAAUGGAACUGCUGAAGCAUCAUUUCCUUCAGAUGACCCUGAUAUUUUUGAAGGCUUGGAAAAUCUGGACAUUACUACAUCUGGACAUGGAGAUGCCCCUCCUAGUUUUCUGGAAUUUGACAUAGAUGAUCUCUGGAAGAAAUUGUGCUGCCCCUCUGAAACUGGUGAGUCUCAACACAUUCGAACCAAUGACCCAGAGCAAUUUCCAGUCAAUUCCUGUCAUGCUGCUCAGCAGUUACCUGUGUCAGAUCUCUCUCAAAAGGACUCUUCAAACAAAAAAGAGAGAAAAAGAAAAAGGAAAGAACAUAAUGAUGAAAGAAAAUGAAAAACUUUUCUUCUUUCCCAUCGUUUAUAUGUAAUAAAUUGAUGACCUACUUUCAUCGUGUUUGAGUUGUGAUUUAAAUAACCUGAAGUGUUCUGUUUGUAAUAAUUUCCAGUUUACACAGCUAAGCUCCUAUUGCAUUAGCAUGUGAAUGAUUUUACUUUUACUUGAUA
Messenger RNA from Quercus lobata, 2392 nucleotides. RefSeq names its product NAC domain-containing protein 82-like. NCBI's taxonomy places the organism in Eukaryota, Viridiplantae, Streptophyta, Magnoliopsida, Fagales, Fagaceae. The record is from RefSeq and is a predicted model, not a curated record. Gene Ontology annotation, molecular function: DNA binding. The transcript is spliced from 7 exons. Gene Ontology annotation, biological process: regulation of DNA-templated transcription. Bases 525 to 2222 code for a protein of 565 amino acids.